AUGGAUAACAGGAUAAACAGCGGAGAAGAUGCAUAUAUGAGCCCUAGCUUCAACAGCUAUUCAUCCGAUCGAUUAGCCGAAAUCGCCGUGCAAAUCGCCGUGGAGAAGAUCGGAGACGACAACGAAGAAGACGACGAAGAUUUCGAAUUCUCUCUGGUGCGCGAGGAUAAUGAGUUAUCGGCGGAGGAUUUCGUCUACGACGGCCAGCUUGGCCCGAUUUUUCCAGUUUUCAACCGCGAUCUGUUGCUGAGCGACGGCGGCGGAGACGAUCAGCGCGAUUCGAGUGUUCAAGUUCCUCUGAGUCAGCUCCUUCUCGAAGAUCGCCGAGGCGGAGACGAUAAUCCUCCGUCGUGCUCUUCGUCGGAGGCCGACGAGCUGGAGAGCGUUCCGGCCGGCACGUACUGCGUCUGGAGGCCGAAGGCGUGCGAUCUGCCGUCGCCGAGCCGGUGUAAGAAGAGCAAAUCCACCGGAUCGGCGUCGAAUCGGUGGAAGUUUCGCGAUUUGAUGCGGCGGAGCAAUAGCGACGGGAAGGACAGUUUGGUCUUUUUGACGCCGAAGAACAGGGAGGGGAAAUUGCCGGCGGAAUUUCCGAAAAAAAUGAAAGGAAAAGGAGGCAGCGGCUCAAGCUCGACCUCCGGCGCGGCGGCGCGUUCGGCGCACGAGGCUCUCUAUGUGAGAAACAGAGCGAUGAACGAAGUUGAUAGGAAGAAAUCGUAUCUACCUUACCGGCAAGAUCUCGUUGGAUUCUUCAUAAACGUCAAUGCUCUGGGUAAAGGUUUGCCACACUUCUAG
Messenger RNA from Salvia splendens (bonfire salvia), 792 nucleotides. RefSeq lists its product as uncharacterized. Bases 1 to 792 code for a protein of 263 amino acids. NCBI's taxonomy places the organism in Eukaryota, Viridiplantae, Streptophyta, Magnoliopsida, Lamiales, Lamiaceae. The transcript has a single exon. The record is from RefSeq and is a predicted model, not a curated record.